Odocoileus virginianus texanus is the source of this 1607-nucleotide messenger RNA. Lineage: Eukaryota; Metazoa; Chordata; Mammalia; Artiodactyla; Cervidae. The record is from RefSeq and is a predicted model, not a curated record.
CUCUGGAACCCCCCACCAACCACCACCAACACCACGCCUCCACCAGCCGAGGCACAGGAGGACGCCGCCGAGACUGGAGACUCAUGAGAAGGAACGGGCGCGGGGGCUGAAGCCGGGCCGCCGCCUGAGUCAGAGGCUCUUUGGGGUCAAAGCUUAUAUUCGGUACCUCCUGUAAGAACCCCUCAUAUUGGAAGAACUCGUUAUUCGCUUUACUUACUUCCCUCUUUACAGCCCCCCUCGGAAGACCAUACAAAAUAAAGUUAUAAGCCAGCUUCUAGAUAUGGCUCGUGGACAGCAGAAGAUUCAGUCUCAGCAGAAAAAUGCCAAAAAGCAAGCUGGACAAAAGAAGAAACAAGGACAUGACCAGAAGGCUGCUGCCAAAGCUGCCUUAAUAUAUACCUGCACUGUCUGUAGGACACAAAUGCCAGACCCUAAGACCUUCAAGCAGCACUUUGAGAGCAAGCAUCCUAAGACUCCACUUCCUCCAGAAUUAGCUGAUGUUCAGGCAUAAAGUUGUUUACAGGUGAAUACGUGACACCUUUGAUUCUUCUACUGUCUCAGACCUUAGGUAACAAACCUGCAGCUGCUUUUCUAACAAACUGUUGAUCAGCAAAAAUAAAGGGGCUACAGAAACACUCAUUUUUAUGCUGUUCCCUUUUGGGCUUCAUGCAAAGACAAUUGUGUGUAAAUGUACAGUUGACUCUGAUUUGGAAAUCUGAAAAUCAGUCCAUCCUUGUUAUAAAAAAUUUUUUUACAAUUGUAAUUAUAUUGAUGUUCAUAUUGUGUAAAAUAACUCAUUUAAUAAAGUAGUACUUUGAUUUUACAACAUCACAGGAUAAAUGAUUUUAGAAAUUCUGUUCUUUCUACAUUAUUUGCCUUAUAAAAAUCUAAUUAAUUCAUCAGCUGAAAUUGCAAGCGCAGUUCUUAGGUCCUUUUCUCAGUUCAGGGGCAGGUUCAUAGUUAAACCAGAGCAGACUCAUUCACUAAUUUGUGCACAGGAUUUUAUUGGCAGUUGCUGACCUAGGUGAAGAAUGACUUACCUGCUGCCUUAGUAUAUUGCAAUCGUGUCAUUUUUCCCUCUUCCUGUGAUUGAGGUUGGACUAUUUCAGCUUGCUGUGUGACCUGGUUAUAUCUGCCAGCCAGGUAUAGUCUGUAGAUAACUGAUAUAUUCUUCAGAUUGGUAGGAUUGUCAGUGAGCCCUCCUGAAAAAUUAUGUUCUAAAGUAUAUGCCACAAUGAAAUAAGCAGCCUGUUGUAUAAUAUAAAAUAUGAUGGAACAUAUGUGAACUGGUAAAGCGCUUUUAUAAAUUAUACUUGAUUCUUUGAAAAUUGUUUAAGUUCUUUGAUUUGAAAUUGAAGUUCAUAAUUUUGGAAGGGGUUUUUGGAAGUUAAUAAUAAUUUGGCCAAUUUAUGAAUGGAUUUUGCAGUAACGGAAGGAUUGGAAUGACUUGUGGCUGGGUUAAUCCCCAGAACCAUCUCCUUUCUUUCCUUUUUAAGUGAAUAGUUGAUUUUAGGAGUUUACUUUGUUCUGGUUCCUAAAAUCAAAGACUGUGUAUAGUAUGACUUGCAUGUGAACUAGAAAAGUACUAAAAUAGGCCAAUAUCUACA